AUGCUUCAGAUUGGACCGAGUUAUACCAGCCCAGUUGGGGGCCCCAUGGCUGGUUUCUCUUUGGAGAAAGCAGCAGCAAGAAACAGAACAAAUGCCAUCAUGGAUGAGGUACAGGAAAGCCAUGUGGAAAACUCCAAAGAGACAGCCAGUCCAUCUAAAGUCCCUGAGGUUAAGUCAUGGAACAGUGGUGCUCCUUCCCACCAAGGCUGCAGCAAAUUUGUGGACAACAACAAGAUUCCCAAAUGGAAUGAGAAUCCGGACUCUCGAGAACAAUUCCAAGGCAAGUCUACAAAGGAGCUGAAGAAGCUAGCAAGGCAAGGAUGCUGGGCUAGAAGUCAUGCCCUAAGAGCAGAAGCUUACCACCACAUUAUCCAGGACCUACAUUGUCGACUUAUGACUCCUGAUACCACAGUCUACAAGGACAUUGCUAGCAAGCUUUUCGAAGAUCAGAGUGAAAGUUUUGAACCCUUACCAGAAUUCAUGGAAGAAAGCAUCAUGCCAGAAUACUGCCUGACCAAGGAAGGACUCCAUAUGGUGAAAAAGGUACUCAUCUGCAUUUCCAAUCUGUACCCUGACAUCUCCUAUUGUCCCUUGCUUCCGGCUGUAACUGCCCUUGUGCUCCACUACAGCCAAGACGAGGCCCAGUGCUUUGAGAAUACCUGCCGGCUCCUUGAUUGCAAAGCCCCCCACACCUCCUACAUAGACUACUCUUUCCUGAAUUAUGAGGCCUCAUGCAUGACCUUUGGAGACCUUGCCAACAAACACUGCCCAGCCGCCCACCGCCUGAUAGCGAGCUCAUCAGACAACAUCUUUGAGGUAUAUUCCGAAUGGCUGGUAUGGCUCUUCAGUGACCUCCCAUUUGAUUAUGUCAUCCGUAUUUUUGAUGUAUACCUUCUGGAGGGACAGAAAGUCCUCUACCGCAUAGCUCUGGCCCUGCUAAAGCAAUACCAGCUUUUUAUGGCUUCAAAAGGAGCAGAAGUGGCCGACAUCAAGGGGAGUCUACAGGCUUUCAUGUGGGAUAUUCAUGAGCAUAUGACUGCUGAAAAGCUGCUAGAGAAGGCAUUUGGGAUCCGGCUUUUCUCUCGCAAAGAAAUCUGGCUCCUUCAGAUGGCUAACAGGAAAGCACUUGUAGAAAAAGGAGUCACCAUGGUGCAACAUAGGCAAUCAUUCCACCUGAUUGUGAAUGCACAUGAUUUCACUUCCACCAUUGUUACUGCUCAGGAAAUGCGUAUUGUGUGGUCCUGGAUCCCUGAAAGGUUUUCCUUAUUCUCACCGAACCUCUUAUUCUCAACUUCUGAAGAUGGAUACAGCUUGCAAAGGUUUUAUUCCUGCUGUGAAGGCUAUGAACCAACUGUAAUGCUGAUAAAAACUACCCUGGGGGAAGUGUGUGGAGCAUUUCUCUCCUCUGACUGGAAUGAAAGGAAGAAAAGUGGGGGAGCAUCAAGCUUUUUUGGCACAGGAGAAUGCUUUGUUUUCACUGUACACCCUGAAAUCGAACGGUAUGAGUGGGUAUUCAUCAAGAAGCCAGAACAAGCUAAAGCCAUGCCUCGCUCCCCACGCCAGCGUUCCCCGUCUCCCUUUUCUGCAGAGGGGCGCUCAUCACCCAGCCCCAACCAUCUCACCGUGCCAAAGUUAGACAUGAUUAAAUACCGUCUCUCUCCAUUCCUGGCAAUUAGACACUUCAAGUUACCUUCCAAAACAGCCUCUAUGUUUAUGUCUGGAACUCAGGAUGGAAUUAUCAUAGGUGGUGGCGGAGGCCAGGCCCUGUCUAUUGACGCCAAUCUGUAUCAUGGAAGAACUGAACACUGCGAAACAUUUGACAACCCUCCUCUUUGCCAGGAAAAUUUCCAGGUGCAGCUCCUAGAAGUUUGGGGCUUUCAAAACUCUUGAUCAACUCCUUUCCAGUUGAGGCUGAAAUUGCUUCUCACAACAUUGAUGGUAGUGAAACAAAGGACAUUGGAUGAUGACUGAUAGCUGGAGGUGUCAAUGAUCAGAAGCAGAUUUUUAAAAAUGUGGUUGUCUAUUAAUACUAUCUUUUGUGAUAAGAAUGUUUUGAAAAGAACCAUAAUAAUAGCUAUUUGAUAUUGUAAGAUUGCUUGUCCCCAAAACCGUUGUACCUAGAAGUCUCAAAAAGUUUAAAUUUAGAAGAAGAUAUGGAAUUACCAUGGUUCAUUGGUCACUGCAAUUAAGCAAAUCCACUAUCAGAACAGAGGAAAUCUCCAAGGACUCUUUUUCUUUAUUUGAUUGGUAUGAACAGGUACAGUCACUAGCUUUUCUGUCAAAACCUUUAUGCUAUAAAAGAGGGAGGGGAGGAAUGAGUGUAUUUAUAAAUCAGUGGAACAAAAAAAAAUCAAGGUAACAUAUGUCUAUAGACUUUAUUUUAGCAUGUAUUGAUGUAUUUCCUCUCAUGUAUCUUUUUACUUUGUGUGGUGUAUUUCUUUUAAUUUUGCUAUAACAAAUGACAUCACAUAGAAAGACAUCAGAUGCCAGAUAGUUGACUUUGAUUGGUAUGUUCACAAGAGAAAACCUGUGAAUUUGACUUGAUACCAUAUGUCCCUGCUGACAAUACCCCCAGUUUCCAUUUUUGUUAUAUAUGAUAUAGAAUUUAAAAGGAAGGUAAAACAGAGAAUGGUAAAUCUGUCAAACGUCUUUGGGUCUAGUUUUGUCAUAUUUCCUCAAUAAAAUUUGUUCUGUCUUACUUUU
Molecule: messenger RNA, 2703 nt
Organism: Anolis sagrei ordinatus
Lineage: Eukaryota; Metazoa; Chordata; Lepidosauria; Squamata; Anolidae
Product: TBC1 domain family member 24-like
Biological process (GO): response to oxidative stress
Cellular component (GO): nucleus
Source: RefSeq, a predicted model, not a curated record